Messenger RNA from Setaria italica (foxtail millet), 2679 nucleotides. Its product is annotated as myosin-11. The transcript is spliced from 5 exons. NCBI's taxonomy places the organism in Eukaryota, Viridiplantae, Streptophyta, Magnoliopsida, Poales, Poaceae. Bases 714 to 2417 code for a protein of 567 amino acids. The record is from RefSeq and is a predicted model, not a curated record.
CCGGCCCCCAUCUUCUUCCUCUGGCCCCCCUGGUUUGGAAGCGUACAGUGCACCAGGAUCCCCGCCGCACGCCGCCGCCCUACUCCUCCUACUCGUGCCCCGCACCUCGGCGGCCGUAGCGUCGCGUACGCCCACGCUCCACCACCACCAUCGGCCGGCCGGCCGGCCGGCCAGCCGUUCCCGACAAGCCCCAAUCAUACGAGGCACCCACCCCGGGCCGGGACGACAGCUCACGCGCGCUGCCCGCCCCUGGCCUCGAGCAGCGUCGACACAUACACGCACGCGUACGCCACACACCACAGCGUACACGCCCCGGCCGAGCGCACUGACCCAUCAUCCCUGUCCCCUCCGUCCGUUCCAUUCCAUCACCCCCACCCGUGCGAGCUGAGCAGAAGCUCCAAAGCCCUCAUGAUGGCGGCACCAGCCAGAGCCAGCAGCAGCGGCUGAUCGGCCGAGCUCGGGCGGACAGGCGGGCAGGCACGCCAGGCAGCUCAUCAAUGGCUCCACAUUUUAAUCCAUAGCAUCCCCCGCCCGCCCCUGUGAUUUUCGGUUCCUUUUUCGCGCAUUUUCGAGACGAUUCAGCCGCAUCUUCAGUCGUCGUCGGUUCAAAGCCGGGACGGGGGAGGAAGGACGAAUCUUGGUUCCCAAAUCCCAAUGGCCUCCUGUGCUUAGCUUAACAAAGGAGGAGGUGAGAAGAACCUUGGGAGAUUGCAAUGCCGAGGCGGGGUUCGGGGGAGGGAGCUGCCGGCGACGAGGCUGCCGCGGCGGCUGCGGUGAGGCUGGCCCACAAGAUCCGGAAGCGCCGCGCGGUGUCGUCGUCGGGGGCUUCGGACCCGGCGGCCGGGAGGAGGCUGCGGUCCAGGCGGCCCGCGGUGCUGCUGCCGCGGCGCCGGGCCGGCGCCGGGGACAUGUCAGAGUCGUCCCGGAGCCGGCAUUGCCGUGGCGGUGCCGACGGGGCGCGGCCGCCGCCGGCGUCGACGUCGGCAAGGAGGCUCGUCGACGCGUUCUGGCAGAAUAUGGACAGGGGUAUGCUGCUUGAAGCGGACGCCGCGGGGGCGCGCCGGAGCUUGGUUCCCUGGAGCGGCGGGUCCACGGAGAUGUCCAAGAGGUCAAGAAGCCGGAGCAAGAUUUUGGAGGCAGAUGGCAAGGGUAGCCGGCGCAGCGGCUAUGGCCGGUGGUUUUCGGCCGAUAUGAUGAGCAACGGCAGUACGAUGGAGGUAGGUACAUGCUCCCAAGAUGAUGUUUCAAGAUGUCCUGAGGAGAAAACAUUCAACCUGCAGGAUCUGCAGAACAGCUUGAUUGCAUCUAAAGAACUUGUGAAAGUACUAGCCCACAUCUGGGGACCUGGAGAACUGAAUCCGUCAACUGUAUCACUCAUUUCUGCAUUGCGUUCUGAGCUUGAUGUUGCUCGUGCUCAUGUGAGGAGGCUUAUGAGAGAACAAAAAUCAGAUGCCCACGAAAUCAAGGGCUUAAAAAAGCAACUAACAGAAGAAAUGGAAUCUUGGAAGGUCAAACAAAAGGAAAAGGCUGCAAAUGCUCUUCAAUUCAUAGUUUCGGAGCUGGACAGUGAGAAGAAGUCAAGGAAAAGAGCAGAGAAGGCAAACAAGAAACUAAGCGUUGCCUUAGCCAACACUGAAACCUCACUGCAGGCAGUGACAAAAGAACUUGAAAGGGAGAGGAAAUCUAAAGAAAGGGUUGAGAAGAUCUGCAGCGAGCUCAUCAGAGGAAUCGACGAGGACAAGGCCGAGGUGGAGGCAUUGAAGAGAGAAACUGAGAAGGCACAAGAAGAGCUUCAGAAAGAGCGUGAGAUGCUUCAGUUAGCGGAUGAGUGGCGCGAACAAAGAGUUCAGAUGAAGCUGCUGGAAGCACGGCUACAGUUUGAGGAGAAGAAUGCAGCUGUUAAUCAGCUGCGCGACGAGCUCCAAGCGUAUCUGGAUACUAGGCAAGAGCAGGAACCAGUAACUGAUCCAAUGCAAUUGUCCCAUGCAUCUGAAACUAGCGCAGCUGCAGCUGAUGCAGUUGCUUGCAGAAAUGGUGGAAACUGCAGCGAAGGCAGCACAGACGAUGCAUCAGAAGGCAGUGAAAUGCACUCGAUUGAGCUGAAUGUCGAUGGCAUUGGCAAGACUUACACCUGGAGCUACACUCCUUCCUCAAAAGGCAGGCAGAGGCAUGAAUCCUUUUCAGAUAGAGGGAUGGAUGGUGCCAAUUCGUGCCGCUUAGAGCGAAGCUUUCGGGACAUGGAUGACGAAUUGGAGGGAGACUGGGCAGAAGGGUGUAGCAACGGGAUGCUGAACUUUGAGCAUGAUGAGGAGAGGUAUCAAGCAAUCAAGAAUCUAAGGGAGCAGAUGCUGGCUGGAUCAGGGUUCAUCCUGUCACAGGGUAGAGAAAAUGAUGAAAGGGAGUACUGUGGCUUGUAACAUAAAUGAAAAUGAACACAAAUUUAAUAGUGCUGUGUCAUAUGGAUCGCUGUUUGAUGCUAGAUCGAAGUGUUCAAGACAGCAUAUAUAUAUAGUCAAGGUUCUUUGUGGAUGAGUUUCCUCUGGUAAAUGUCUUGUGCUCUUGAAAGUUGGGGUUAUGGGGCUGGUGUAUUCAUGUUCAGUUCCAUGGUUUUUACGUCCUGUAUGUGUGUUACAGUCGAUGUGCAGGGCUGAACUAAAAUCACAAAGAAUAGUUUGCCAA